Recurvomyces mirabilis is the source of this 1521-nucleotide messenger RNA. RefSeq lists its product as uncharacterized. Bases 1 to 1521 code for a protein of 506 amino acids. The transcript is spliced from 2 exons. The record is from RefSeq and is a predicted model, not a curated record. Gene Ontology annotation, biological process: regulation of DNA-templated transcription. Lineage: Eukaryota; Fungi; Ascomycota; Dothideomycetes; Mycosphaerellales; Teratosphaeriaceae. Gene Ontology annotation, molecular function: DNA-binding transcription factor activity.
AUGGACUCACUCUUCGACUUCAACCAGAGCACUACGCAGCAGUCUCCAGUGACCGCUUCCGCAUCGCACCAACAUGACUUGCUCUCGCCAUACGACGAUAUGGAGGAGAGGCAUCAGUAUGGCGGCCCGAGUCAUGACUACAAUCAGUACAAGCAGCAGGUUGGCCUGCCUGUAGGAAGCGUGGUCAAUAUGCCAAUGAGUCAGCCACAGAUGUUCGACAGCUUCAACUCAGGCAUCGACACUAGCAUGGAUGGCUUCUACUCGGGUAUUGACCUUGAUGCCGACCUGAGCAUGGACUUCAAUAACCCGCAGUCUUCCAUGCCAGCCAUGUUCUUCCCGGACUCUACCACGAAUGGACCAUCCGACAACUUCGUCAACCCCAAUGCCAUCCAAGAGGAGUCUGCCGGCAGUGUCGGGCGUCUGUGGCCAGGUAUGCAUUCGCAGCAGGCUCGUACUGCUGCUAUGCAGAAGCAACAACAGACGCACGCGAUGCAGCAGCGCCAGAUGAAGUUGCAGGCUCAGCAUGCCCACUACCGUCAAGCCAGCAAUGCCUCGCAGACUCAGGUACCAGUGGCAGCAGCCCCGGCACCUGUCGUUGCUCAAAAUAACAGCAAGCGUCCUGCUCCUAUUACCGAGCCACACGUCGAGGAGAGUAUCUCUCGUCUUCUCAACCAGAUGCGCCACCAAAGCGCUAUCUCUGACGAGGACGGCUCCCAGGAUGACAACCUACCACACAUCGCUCGCAUGAAGAAAGAUGAAGACGACAUGGAUGAGGAUGAGCGUUUGCUCAACUCGGAUGAAGGCAAGAAAUUGUCCAGCAAGGAGCGUCGCCAACUUCGCAACAAAGUAUCUGCUCGUGCAUUCCGUUCAAGGAGGAAGGAAUACAUCUCCCAACUCGAAGGCGAAUUGGCACUCAAGGCCCAAGAAAGCAACUCACUCCGCCAAGACAACUCUGCUCUCAUGCAAGAAAAUCAACGCUACCGUGGUCUGAUCGAGACACUGCUCCGCCACCCAGCAUUCACACCCUUCAUCAACGACAUCUCCAAGGACCCUACCGUCUUGGGCAUGCCGCAGCAACAGACUCAACAUCUUCAGGCACCUGCUCAGACACCGGCUGCUCAGCAGCAGCCUCAACAACAGCAGCAGCAGCAGCAGAACCAGAAUCAGCCACAACAAGACGUCAAGCCCGAAUUCAUGAACUUCGAUGCCGGCCAGCUCGAGAUUCCAUCUCAGCAGCACCAGCAGCCGCAACAGCAACAACAGCAGAUCAACCUCGCCAUGAUCCCGGAAGAGAACUUUUCCAAGCUGAACCUCAACAACGGUCUCCGCAACUCCAUGAAUCUCAAUGGCGGUAAUCACUUCGGUGUCAAUGCCUACGCCGUCACUGACUUACCACCCGGACCCGACCCACGACAACUUCUCUCUGCUGCUACUUAUGACUUUACGAAUGGCUACGAUUUCAAUACACCAUCUGCUUCUGAUCUGUUGGCUAGGCUUGAUGAUGCUGCUAGGAGGACUUGA